AUGGAUUUGGUUUCAACAAAUUUAUCAAAACUUCCAUGCAGGGAACGUUACAGAGAACUUGUCAAACAGUGCCAGAUGAUGCAUUCUAGCAUAGGAACUGGCUCCCUUGCCUACGUUGUGGGUUCAAAAGUCAUGGAUAUGAGAACAAUGUUCAGAAGUGAUGGAAGAAGGGAAGCUGAGGUCAAUGAUAAUCUCAUUUCAGAUGAUACGAACAAUUUAGAGAAAUACAGUGAAUGGGAUCAUAAUUGUACAGAUACACCAUGUGCAUGUGAAAGGGAAAGCUCCAGUGAUUCUGCUGACCUUGUCAGCGUGAGGGAAAGCUUAGAUAGUGCAGUAUAUGACUCAUCUGGUUUCAUACCCUCCUCCAGUCCAUAUAACUGCCAUUCCCCAAAACUUGGGAGUUCAGCUUGUGGAUCGGAAUUUGUAACUGAAAAUUAUUUUGAUUUUCCUCCAUUACCUGUUACAGAUUUGUUUGAGAAGCGUGACAAAGAUAGAGAAGGAAGUGAAUUGCAUGACAGUAGACUUUCUACACGGCGUAAAUUGCAAUUUGAGGAUGAGCAUAUGCACAGUUUUCAAAUUAAUAACAAUAUAGAUCUAAUUAUGGAAUCAAAUGGUUCACCAUCUAACAAUGUCUCACAGCCUAUUAAUUGUGAAAUUGAGAUGGGUCCUCCUAAUGUCCAAAGAGUAUCUAGGUCCAAUAAUCUGGAAUACAAAAGAGAGAUAGUAGACAGACUAAGAAUAUCUGAUGUGCCAGAAACACCCAUGAUAAAUGCAGGGACAUCAGAAGGUGGUGUCAUUAGUGAAGAAAGAGUAUCUGAGUGGCUUUGGACAUUGCACAGAAUAGUUAGAACCGAUAGUCAUUUAGAGUUCUAUGAGGAUACAAAAAAUUUAGCUCGAAUGUCAGAUAUUCUUGCUGUGUAUGCUUGGGUUGAUCCUGCCACUGGUUACUGUCAAGGACAAUGCGGAUGCUUUUGGUGCUUUGAGAUGCUUAUAAGGAGAAUGCGCAAAAAUUUUCAAAUGGAAGGACCAACUGGUGUGAUGAAGCAGUUGGAAGUGCUCUGGCGAAUUUUGGAAGUCACGGACAAGGAAAUAUUUGCUCAUAUUUCACAUAUAGGUGCUGAAAGCCUUCAUUUUGCUUUCCGGAUGCUGCUUGUACUUUUCCGGCGAGAAAUAUCUUUUAAUGAGGCUCUCCGUAUGUGGGAGGAGAAGAUUCUUAAUGUUGUUGAGAUGAUGUGGGCUGCAGACUUUGAUGAAUCUGUGGCUUGCAAUUUAGAGGAGGAUUGCCUGGAAGCACUUGUAAUACAGAUGCCAAGAGAAUCAGGUGCUGAAACAGGGGAAGAAAGUGUUGAGAAUGAAAACAGCAAUAUAAAAGGUGUUUUGCAGCCAAAUCAAGGAAAUACAGAUCACUCUAAUUUUGAAGACAAUGCAAUGAAAUCAGUAUCAAACCAUCCCUUUUGUGGAUUAACUAGGAAUUUCUGGUCAAAACAUGACAGUUUACAGAUGUGCACAGAGGUAUCAAGGAAUGGUGAAGACGAAUUACCUGUAUUUUGUGUUGCGGUGAUUCUUAUCAUGAACCGUCAGAAAAUCAUCAGAGAAACUCGUUCUAUAGAUGAUCUGAUAAAGUUACCAUGA
Molecule: messenger RNA, 1632 nt
Organism: Thlaspi arvense
Lineage: Eukaryota; Viridiplantae; Streptophyta; Magnoliopsida; Brassicales; Brassicaceae
Source: the annotation of a GenBank genome assembly